AUGGCAACUCUGCUGCAGAAAAUAGGGUUGAUACGCCUGCACGAAAGAGAUACGGAUGAUCCUAAGCAUCAUCAUCAUCAUCAAGGGUCGCUGAAGGGAAACAGAGGGCAUCAGAAGAGCAACAAUAAAUAUAACAGCCCAGGCACAGACAACACAAACAUCAUCCACCAGGGCGACAAGAACAAGAAAAGUGGCGAUUCCCAAAAAGACAAGCAAUCCAACAAGGAGAAACAUUCGAACGUCAAGGAAAGUAAGGAAAGGCAGCAAGGUGGCAAUAAGACAGGCAGCUCAUCUACCGCUGUGCAGCAGCUGUCCACGGUGUCGCAGCAGCAUUCACUUAUCCCCGUCAGGCAGAACUGCGGUCAAGUGAGGACAAAAAGGCUGAUGAAGGAGUUGCAGGACAUUAAGAAGCUUACGGAUCAGUUCAUCAUGGUGGAACUGGUGGAAGACAACCUAUACGAGUGGAAUGUCAAGUUACACCAAGUAGACAAGGAGUCUGCACUUUGGCAGGACAUGAAGGAAACCAGUACAGAGUUCAUCCUGCUCAACCUGUCCUUCCCGGACAAUUUCCCAUUUUCGCCGCCUUUUGUAAGAGUGCUGAGCCCCCGCCUAGAGAAUAGCUAUGUGCUGGAUGGAGGGGCCAUAUGCAUGGAGCUUCUCACGCCGCGUGGCUGGUCCAGUGCAUACACAGUGGAAGCAGUCAUGAGGCAGUUUGCCGCCAGUUUGGUAAAAGGACAGGUAAGGGUGACAUCUUGUUAA
Messenger RNA from Protopterus annectens (West African lungfish), 759 nucleotides. RefSeq names its product ubiquitin-conjugating enzyme E2Q-like protein CG4502. The coding region runs from base 1 to 759 and encodes 252 amino acids. Gene Ontology annotation, molecular function: ubiquitin conjugating enzyme activity. The transcript has a single exon. The record is from RefSeq and is a predicted model, not a curated record. Gene Ontology annotation, biological process: protein polyubiquitination; DNA repair; proteasome-mediated ubiquitin-dependent protein catabolic process. NCBI's taxonomy places the organism in Eukaryota, Metazoa, Chordata, Ceratodontiformes, Protopteridae.